Spirodela intermedia is the source of this 1571-nucleotide messenger RNA. Lineage: Eukaryota; Viridiplantae; Streptophyta; Magnoliopsida; Alismatales; Araceae. The record is from the annotation of a GenBank genome assembly.
AUGACGACGCCGUCGUCGCAGUGGCGGGGCUUCCUCCGCCACUGGCGGCAAAAGUCAAUGCAGCGGCUGGCGACCUUCCCCCCAGUCGGCGUCGUCCCCAAGCUCCCGCGAUGGCUAUCCGGCAAGGAAAUCAAGGAUUCAUCCGCCGCCGCAAGCAUCCCCGCCGACGUUGACUUCUGCCUCUUCAAGCCCUCCUGGAAGAGCUUCUCCUUCUCCGAGCUCCAGCACGCCACCGACAACUUCAAACCAGGUCCCAUGUCAACCCAUUCGAUCCCAUCUAUCCAAAAAUAGCAAUAUGGGUUGACGUUAUUCUUAGCCAUUACUUGACUAAACCAAUUAGUUUCCCAAAAAAGAAAUGUUGACCUCCGGUGUCACUGGUGUUUGACAUCGUCAUCAUCAGAGAAUCUGAUCGGGAAGGGCGGGUACGCGGAGGUGUACAGGGGGCGGCUGCCGGACGGCCGGCUGGUCGCCGUCAAGAAGUUGACCCGCGGCUCGCCGGAGGAAAUCGUCGGCAACUUUCUCUCCGAGCUGGGCAUCAUCGUCCACACUAACCACCCCAACGUCGCCAAGCUCCUCGGUUUCGGCGUCGACGGAGGCAUGCACAUCGUACUCCAGCUCUCACCCUACGGUAGCCUCGCCUCCUUCCUCUACUGCAACUCCGGUAAUCCUCUCUCUCUCUCUCUCUCUCUCUCUCUCUCUCUCUCUCUCUACUGGUUCUCUCUUUCUCUCUCCACUGGUUCUCUGUCCAACUCCUCCUGGUUGCCGGAAGAAGGAAGCUCCAAGGAGAAGCUGGGCUGGGGGGUGAGGUACAAGGUGGCGGUGGGGACGGCGAUGGGGAUGGAGUACCUCCAUGAGAGAUGUCAGAGGAGGAUCAUCCACCGGGACAUCAAGGCCGCCAAUAUUCUCCUCUCCGACGACUUCGAGGCGCAGGUAUAAGAAUCUCCUCUUCUUCCUCCGCCUCUGGCGAGCUUCUAAUCAUCGUCUCCGGCGACACAGAUCUGUGACUUUGGGCUUGCCAAGUGGCUGCCGGACCAAUGGACCCACCACACCGUCUCCACCUUAGAGGGCACAUUCGGGUAGGCGGCGGCGGCGCCACCAUCCUGCUCCGCCGCGUGCGGCGGCGCUGACGGCGUUGCUGGUGUGGGAUUUGCUGCAGGUAUCUGGCGCCGGAGUACUCCAUGCACGGGAUAGUGAACGAGAAGACGGACGUCUACGCCUUCGGUGUGCUGCUGCUGGAGCUCAUCACGGGGCGGCGGGCGCUGGACGCCACACGGCGGAGCUUGGUCAUGUGGGCCAGGCCGCUGUUGGAGAAGAACGACGUGCGGGCGCUGGUGGAUCCCGCCAUCGGCGCCGCCGUCCACGGCGGCGAGCUCCGGCGCGCCGUCUUGGUAGCGUCGCUCUGCAUACAGCAGUCCUCCAUUCGCCGCCCAAAGAUGAGCGAGGUGAGCCCGCCGGAGGAGAGAGAGAAAACAGAGAGAGAGAGAGAGAGAGAGAGACUGAAAUUUGGAGGGGUGAAAUGCAGGUGGCGAAGCUACUCGGCGGCGGAGAUGAAGGGCCGGAGGAGGGCCUGA